Messenger RNA from Misgurnus anguillicaudatus (oriental weatherfish), 1861 nucleotides. RefSeq names its product serine and arginine rich splicing factor 1b (gene srsf1b). Lineage: Eukaryota; Metazoa; Chordata; Actinopteri; Cypriniformes; Cobitidae. Gene Ontology annotation, molecular function: mRNA binding. Gene Ontology annotation, cellular component: cytoplasm; nucleus. The record is from RefSeq and is a predicted model, not a curated record.
CUCCUCUCCGCAUUGCGCAGGCGCGAGUGUGUUGAGGGAGAAAGGCCUCGGCGCCAUAUUGUGAGGGAUUUUAUCGUUUUCUGUUCUCGAAAAUUACACGUUUACCUUAUUUUGUGAACGUUAUCUAUACGCAGUAGUGAUAACUUGUUUGUUUUAUAUCGGUUGAAGGAUCGUUCUUUGUAUUAUUGGCGUACCGUCUUGUCAAAUAUGUCAGGCGGCAGCGUAAUUCGAGGCCCUGCUGGAAACAACGACUGUCGGAUUUACGUGGGUAAUCUACCACCUGAUAUUCGCACCAAGGACGUGGAGGAUGUGUUUUAUAAAUACGGAGCGAUUCGGGACAUCGACCUUAAAAACAGAAGAGGCGGUCCGCCGUUUGCAUUCGUAGAGUUUGAAGAUCCAAGGGAUGCAGAGGAUGCUGUAUAUGGACGAGAUGGCUAUGACUAUGAUGGCUAUCGUCUUCGAGUGGAGUUCCCAAGGAGUGGAAGGGGAGGUGGAAGAGGAGGAGGUGGUGGUGGUGGUGGUGGAGGAGGAGGUGGUGGUGGAGCUCCAAGAGGCAGAUAUGGCCCUCCAUCCAGGCGCUCUGAGUACAGGGUCAUAGUGUCAGGACUUCCUCCUAGUGGCAGCUGGCAGGACCUUAAGGAUCACAUGCGUGAAGCAGGUGAUGUAUGUUAUGCUGACGUAUUCCGGGAUGGCACCGGCGUUGUGGAGUUUGUGCGCAAAGAAGACAUGACCUACGCCGUUCGAAAGCUGGAUAACACUAAGUUCCGGUCACACGAGGGGGAAACUGCCUACAUUCGUGUAAAAGUGGAUGGCCCGCGGAGCCCCAGUUACGGGCGCUCUCGCAGCCGCAGCAGAAGUCGCAGCCGGAGCAACAGCCGCAGUCGCAGCUACUCUCCACGCCGGAACCGUGGAUCACCCCGUUACUCGCCCCGCCACAGCCGCUCACGUUCCCGCACCUAAACAUCCACUUGACAGCUAAUUGGCUGGCCACAAUCAUACACCCUAUGUCACCUUUUACUGGACCGCCUGUUGUACCUCAUUGCUCUCUCGACUUGUUUUGUCUCUUCAUUUUCCCAGUUUGCUUUCUCAUCUUUGGUUUGUCACAUAAUAUCCAAAGAUUUGAUUUUUAUUAUUUGACUGUCAUUUUGCUAAAGACAGCAAAGCGUAGCUAAAUGGGCAUAUUUUCUCUUUAUUCUUUCCCUGUCAAUCCUUUUUUUUUUUGUUGUCUCCUAUCCCAUGACCCCAUUGUGUCUUUGUCUUGCAUUCACAUUUAAACUGGAUCUUCAUAAUCAUCCCUUGUACUAUAUUUAAAACAAGGAGCAUGUGUUGAAAUGCUUUAAAUAGUUCUGUUUUGAAGGAUUAAUCUGCUGCUGUUAUAUUUUGUUAAUCAUGUUUUGGCUUUUUCUGGGGUGGAAUUUUUUUAUUUAGUUGGAAAACUGCUAUUUUUACCUUUUCAUGUGUUUCUAUAGACAACAGAAGAGCAGGAUAAAAGAAAGCUUUGGAAUAAAGGAUUUUGAAGCACAGUUCAUUCAUAUUAGGAUAAAGCGUUUUUGGAGGAGGAGGAGCAGGCAUUUCAUUUGAGGCAAUGGUAUGACAGCAACCAGCCUUGGUCACCUUCAAAAAAAAGGCAGUUUUAUUUUUCCAAAGACUUCCAGUACUCUGGAUUUUCUUAGUGCAGUACCACUUUCGAUUUGCUUUGCCGUUCCCCAACCUUCACAACACCCCCCUCCCCAUUUAAUUUAGUUUUUCUCACUAGUCAUUGCUUAUAAGCGUGCAUGCAUGCUGUCUGGAUGUUGCAAAGCUUGUGCAUACAUUAAAGACGGCUUUGUCUUAACAUUUCGUCAUUAAAUCCAAAAACAUU